AUGGGCAAAUCCUCCAAAGACAAGCGCGACGCCUACUACCGCCUCGCCAAAGAGCAAGGCUGGCGCGCAAGAAGCGCUUUCAAGCUCCUCCAACUCGACGAAGAAUUCGACCUCUUUUCCAACGUCACCCGCGUCGUCGACCUCUGCGCCGCCCCGGGCUCCUGGUCGCAGGUCCUCUCGCGCGUGCUCAUCAAGGGCGAAAAGUUUGGCCGCUCGGCAUGGCAGGAUCGCGAUGCCCGAGUGCGGCAGCAGAUGCUCGGCGUCUUCCCCGAGGCCUUUACGCCCGAGCAGAGGGAGGCCAUAGAAAGAGAAACGUCAUCAUCAUCGCCAACAUCAACAUCAGCAUCGUCGACAUCUGAAACGGCAGCCGGAGCAGCAACGACGACGACGACAACGAACCCAGACGUCAAAAUCGUCUCCAUCGACCUCCAGCCCAUCUCUCCCCUCGCCGGCAUCACCACCCUCCGCGCAGACAUCACCCACCCCGCCACCGUCCCGCUCCUCCUCUCCGCCCUCGACCCGUCCUACGACGCCUCCUCCUCCGCCGAAAACACCCAGGCGGCCCAGCACCCGGUCGAUCUCGUCCUCAGCGACGGCGCCCCGGACGUCACCGGCCUGCACGACCUCGACAUCUACGUCCAGUCGCAGCUGCUCUUCGCCGCGCUCAACCUCGCCCUCUGCGUCCUCCGCCCCGGCGGCAAGUUUGUCGCCAAAAUCUUCCGCGGCCGCAAUGUCGACGUCCUGUACGCGCAGCUCAAGAUCUUCUUCGAAAAAGUCAUUGUCGCCAAGCCCAGGAGCAGCAGAGCCAGCAGCGUCGAGGCCUUUAUCGUGUGCCUCAACUUUCGCCCGCCGGCGGGCUUCCGUGCGAGCCUCGAGGAGCCGCUCGGGGUAGGGCGGCGGCUGGACCGGAUGGUGAGGGAGCGGGACGUCGCAUCGACACGGACGGCAUCUCACGGGGGCGGAAUCACAGAAGUGGAAGUCUACGACGAGAUGGUGGAAAGCGACAAGGAUAAUGGGGCACGCUGGAUUGCCCCGUUUAUUGCCUGUGGUGAUCUAUCAGCCUUUGACUCCGACGCCUCCUACCAGCUGCCCGAGGACUAUGUCUCCCUGGACCCCGUCCAACCUCCAAUUGCUCCGCCGUACAAGCGAGCGCUCGAAUUGCGCGCUGGACUAUCUAAGCCUUCGAGGUAG
Trichoderma reesei QM6a is the source of this 1191-nucleotide messenger RNA. RefSeq lists its product as hypothetical. The record is from RefSeq and is a predicted model, not a curated record. Lineage: Eukaryota; Fungi; Ascomycota; Sordariomycetes; Hypocreales; Hypocreaceae. Gene Ontology annotation, molecular function: tRNA methyltransferase activity. Gene Ontology annotation, biological process: tRNA methylation; cytoplasmic translation. The coding region runs from base 1 to 1191 and encodes 396 amino acids. The transcript has 3 exons. Gene Ontology annotation, cellular component: cytoplasm.